GGCGCUGCCGCCCCCGGCGGGCGGGGCUCUGUCAUGUGGCCGCCGCUCCGGGAAGCGCCGCUCGGAGCGGAGCCGGGCAGGACCAUGGCGGGCUGGGGCCGGGCGCUGCUGGCGCUGCUCGUCCUGGCGCAGCCCGCCUGGGCGCCGGACCCGUAUGGAGAAGAGUGUAGGAGUAAAAUGUACCCUCCUUCAGGACCAACGUUCAAAGGUAAUAUACCCACAUAUGUCAUAAAUCUCGACCUACCUCCCAGCAGAAGGUGGGAUGACUUGAUGCGUGACAAAAAGACUGAGCUGAAGACUGUGGUCCAGAAUAUUAAAGAUAUAGCAAAUACCUUCUUCCCCAGUGGAAAAGUUGUUGACAUUGUGGAUAACAAAAUAGCUCAUCUGACUGCUACACUUCCUUAUCCUUUCAAUGAAGAGCUCCGAGGGAUUGCAAAUUCAUCUGGGAUUCCUUUGGGGGAAAUCGUUAUUUUUAACAUCUUUUAUGAAAUUUUUACUGUAUGUACAUCAAUAGUGGCAGAAGAUAAAACAGGGAAACUGUACCACGCCAGAAACUUGGAUUUUGGACUCUUUCUAGGGUGGGAUGUUAAAAAUAAUUCCUGGACGUUAACUCGGGAACUGAAGCCUUUGGUGGUACUCUUGGACUUUCAGAGAAACAACAAAACAGUGUUCAAGUCCACAAAUUUUGCAGGAUACAUAGGCAUGGUGUCUGGAGUCAAACCAAACUUGUUCACUCUGACAAUGAAUGAGCGUUUCAGUCUUGAUGGUGGUUAUGUGGGAAUCUUUGAAUGGUUUCUUGGUAGAAGAGAUGGUAUGUGGAUGGGCUUUCUCACAAGAACUGUAUUAGAGAAUGCUACAAGUUACCAGGAUGCAAAAGACAGACUGGCAAAAACAAGACUGCUGGCUCCAGCUUACUUUAUUCUGGGUGGAAAAAAUUCUGGAGAAGGGUGUGUGAUAACUCGAUCCAGGACAGCUGCUCUGGAUAUCUGGGACCUUGAUAUCAAGAAGGGUACAUGGUAUGUGUUAGAAACCAACUACGAUCGCUGGAAGCCUCCUCUGGUGCUGGAUAAUCGUAGAGGACCUGCAAUGAAAUGCCUGAACCAGACAACACAAGAGAAUCUCUCCCUACCUGCAAUUUAUGAUGUUCUCUCCACAAAGCCUGUGCUCAAUAAGUUGACCGUGUGCACCACGCUGAUGGCGGUGUAUGAUGGCCAUACAGAGACUUACCUGCGGGAGUGCCCAGAUCCCUGCAGUCCUUGGUAGCCCUGCACCUCUCCUGCUGGAAGCUGCUUGUCCCAGUUGGCAGUCCUCCACGAGAAAAUGUUUCUGGAAAGAGAUUACUCAGUCUGACUCCUUUCUUCAGAAAUCUAAUGGCUCUAUAGAAAUGGCAAAGUGCUUCUAACAGUGAAGGGACCCUGUCUCAGAGCAGACUUUCUUGCUUUGCAACCAGCAGUUCUGCUGACGAGAAAUGUAUCCUCAUGAGUGUCUGGUGUGAUUUCAGCCGUUUCUGCCAAAUGAGUUCAGCAGUUAGUUCUAGAUCUCUUCAGUCUUGGCAGUAUUCUUGGUGUGUUGUUGGUGGGGGGUUUGUUAAUUGUUGGGGUUUUGGUUUGGUUUAUUUAGAUUAAAAUCCUUUUAAAGAGCACAAAUUACAAUGGCACCUACCAAGCAUCAAAAUGAAUUGGAUAUAAGAAGACCAUCUGGGACAAUACAAUUCUGUUAUUCUUUCAUAAGCACUUAAAAUUAAUUGCUAUUGUUCUGGUAUAAUGUGAGGAUAUGUCUGAUAUGCCCUUUUAGAAAAUACCAAGUGUCAUGUAUAGUCAUAGGAACAAGGUCUUGGGGAAAUAACUGAAACAAGAUCUGAGCCAAGAAUGUCUUGCUACUACUGAUUUAUAACUCUUUUGCUGAAGCUCUUUCUUGACCUGUUAACAAAUGUGGUUUUUUAAUACAGAUUUUUCUGUUGUCUCAAAAAAAAAACCCAAAAACCUAAUUCAAUAAAGAAAAGAUACUUCCUGUCACCAAAGUACACAUGUACUGAUUUCAUACUUCAGUCUGACAUCAUGCAUGUUGGAUACACAGUGCUUUCAUUUCCAAAUAGACCGUGUCUGAAAAACUGAUUUCUUCUGAUUUUGUAAACUAGUAGUUAAAACUAUAUAUUUGGGAGGAUUUUGGUUCGUUGUUUUUUUGAAGGUGGGGAAAGGAAGCCAAGUCAGAUUACACCAUUGUCUGCAAUUCAAGUUAAGAAAGAAAGGUUGUUUAGAGAGAAGUAGUAGCACCCUUAUAACCUAGGAAGCAGAUAAUGUAGGAGGCAGUAAUUUUAUCUGUUCCACUGGCUGCAUUGCUGGGAAUAGCUUACAGUUCCAACUCCUAUGUUUUCUACACAAGAAUGCUAUUUACUAAAUAAUUUCAGCAGCUGAUAAAGAAACAUGGCUUCUGGUUGAAGAGAAUGAAGUACUGAUAUUCUAGGCCUUGUAACAAUGCCUGUAGUAGCACAGCAAGAAGCAGUUAAGGGGGAUGUAACACUGACUAAUUGAGAGCACACAGAAAUCAAUGUCCCACUGAUUAAACAAGGGCCAGUCUAGCUGUACAUCUAAUUUCUUUUUUAACUGAAGCAUGCAAGCCAGAAGUGUGUUAGCAUGAUUGUACUACCAGGGUCCAUUUUUAAUCUCAACUAUGAAUAUUGUAAUCUGCUGAAACCAAUAUUGAAUCUAUUGAAACCAAAUAUAACAACACAAUUUAAAUCAGUGAAAAAUGCAUGUGUGAAACACAGCUCCUGGGCUGUUUGAUUCAUAAAAGACAAUUGAACCAAGUCAGAUGUAGCAGUCUGUACUGUGAAGAGGCCGUCACAUGUUUCUGAGUGCACACCUCAGCCUGCCAGGGGAUUGUUCAGAUUUAUGUGGAAUGAAGUUGUGUAACAUCCAUAAUCAAAUUACUGCCUAAUUUAAAAAUCAGUUUACUUGCCUAAUUAGUCUUGUCCCACUUUAGCAUAUGUAGAACAAGGCACUGUAGACUAGUAACAGUUAAGUAACGUCCCUUGUGCAAGACAAUCCACAUUUCCACACUUGAAAUUGCUUUACAAUUGCAAAAGGAGAGCUGAAUUCCAUAGAUGUCUGUCUAGAGCCUGAAUGCCUAUGCUGCUAUUGACUAAAAUAAACAAAGCUAUUUAAAAGCAAAA
Molecule: messenger RNA, 3172 nt
Organism: Haemorhous mexicanus (house finch)
Lineage: Eukaryota; Metazoa; Chordata; Aves; Passeriformes; Fringillidae
Gene: ASAH1
Product: N-acylsphingosine amidohydrolase 1
Exons: 14
Coding region: 34-1263 (409 amino acids)
Biological process (GO): fatty acid metabolic process
Cellular component (GO): lysosome
Molecular function (GO): N-acylsphingosine amidohydrolase activity; fatty acid amide hydrolase activity
Source: RefSeq, a predicted model, not a curated record